Messenger RNA from Camelina sativa (false flax), 972 nucleotides. The record is from RefSeq and is a predicted model, not a curated record. Lineage: Eukaryota; Viridiplantae; Streptophyta; Magnoliopsida; Brassicales; Brassicaceae.
AUGGCUCUUACUGGCAACAACCCACAACUGAUCAGUGUGUUACUGCAAUCUAUGCAUGAUGAGUUUCGUAUGAAAGAUCUUGGUCGCUUAAGCUAUUUUCUUGGUCUCCAGGCACACUAUCACACCACAGGAAUGUUUCUGAAUCAACAUAAAUAUGCAGAGGAUUUACUUUUGGCAGCAAGCAUGGCUGACUGUGCUCCUGCUUCCACACCGUUGCCUCUUGAGCUUCAAAAGGUCAAAGGACAAGACGAUCUCUUUGAUCAACCUACUCAUUUCCGCAGUCUAGCUGGUAAGCUCCAGUAUCUGACUCUAACACGACCGGACAUUCAGUUUGCAGUCAAUCUUGUCUGUCAACGUAUGCACGCUCCUACUGUUGCUGACUUUAGUCUGCUUAAGCGCAUCAUCAGAUACAUCAAAGGUACUGUUGAUUUUGGUAUUUCCUUCUCCAAGAAUGCAGAUUUCACAUUACGAGCCUACAGUGACAGCGACUAUGCGGGGUGUCAAACCACUAGUCGUUCCACUGGCGGUUUCUGCACUUUCCUUGGGAACAAUCUCAUUUCUUGGUCUGCAAAACGUCAGAAUUCAGUUUCUCGUAGCUCCACUGAAGCAGAGUAUCGAUGCCUAUCUGACACUGCGGCUGAGGUAAAUUGGAUAAAAGAUAUGUUGGACAACAUUGGCAUGCCUCUCACACACGCUCCUGAGUUAUACUGUGACAAUCUUUCUGCAGUUUAUCUCUCUGCAAAUCCGACAUUACACAAGAAGACCAAACACUUUAAAGUUCAUUAUCACUAUGUGAGAGAACAGGUUGCUGAUGGUUCUAUGAUUGUCUAUCAUGUUCCUGCUACUCACCAACUGGCGGAUAUAUUCACCAAGUCGUUACCUCUUCAAGUCUUCAAUGAUCUCAGGUACAAACUUGGUGUGGUCUCUCCACCCACCCAAAGUUUGCGGGGGGGAUGUAAGGAGGAUCACUGA